This is a messenger RNA of Hypoxylon trugodes, 2259 nucleotides long. RefSeq names its product general substrate transporter. The record is from RefSeq and is a predicted model, not a curated record. The coding region runs from base 244 to 1890 and encodes 548 amino acids. Gene Ontology annotation, biological process: transmembrane transport; carbohydrate transport. Gene Ontology annotation, molecular function: carbohydrate:proton symporter activity. Gene Ontology annotation, cellular component: membrane. The transcript is spliced from 5 exons. NCBI's taxonomy places the organism in Eukaryota, Fungi, Ascomycota, Sordariomycetes, Xylariales, Hypoxylaceae.
CCAUCGUUAUAUAAGGGUCAGACCCGCCUUCUCCAGACUCCAGUCUCUCCAGAGAUCUCUCUCCCACACCUCCAGUUUGUCCCUUCAGUCUGGUGCUAGAUUGAAAAUCCGGAGUCGGUCCAUUUUCUUUUCAGUUGGUCAAUCCGUCGAGAUCACACUUAGUAAGAUCUGGAGCGCGCAACCAUAGCGCUCGACAAUCACACCAAGUUGGCUCCACCAACCUCUCCCUUAGAAUAAACCAAAAUGACGACGGCGACAAUCCCGUCGUACAUGGGCCUUUCGGGCCGGCCACUGUCUCUGGUCGUGAGUACAGUGGCGACAAUGGGUUUCCUGCUUUUCGGUUACGACCAAGGAGUGAUGAGCGGUAUUAUCGGCUCUGACCACUUCGCCAACGUAUUCGAGGAAGUCCGAAACAAUGCGACAAUGCAAGGUCUGGUCACGGCUAUUUACGAGAUUGGUUGCCUUAUCGGCGCUAUGUUCAUUCUUGGUGUUGGUGACAUCCUUGGUCGACGAAAAGCUAUGAUUAUCGGCGGCGCAGUCAUGAUCGUUGGAGCUACAAUCCAGGUUACUGCGUUCCCGGGCCACAAUCCCCUCGCUCAAUUCAUCAUUGGCAGAGUUGUCACUGGUGUAGGCAACGGUAUCAACACCUCCACUAUCCCGACAUACCAGGCCGAGUGCAGUAAGACCUCCAACAGAGGUUUGCUCAUCUGUAUCGAGGGUGGUAUUAUCGCAUUCGGUACCGUUAUCGCUUACUGGAUUGACUACGGCUGCAGCUACGGUAGUGAAGACCUAUCUUGGCGAUUCCCCAUUGCUUUCCAGACUCUUUUCGGUUUCGUUGUGUGCAUUUGCAUGGUCUUCCUCCCUGAGAGUCCUCGUUGGUUACUUACCCACGAGCGUUACGAAGAUGCCGAGCGUGUUAUCUCCGCUCUGCGAGGUUACGAACUUGGCAGUGAGGAGACUCACACCGAGCGAGACAUUAUUCUAGACUCUAUCCGCGCCUCUGGUUUCGGUAGCCGCAAGAGCACUCCUGUUAAGGCCCUUUUGACCGGUGGCAAGACCCAGCAUCUCCGACGUAUGUUGAUCGGCUCUAGCAGUCAGCUGAUGCAACAAGUGGGUGGAUGUAACGCCGUCAUUUACUACUUCCCUAUUCUGUUUGAAAAGCAAAUCACUGUCGGCGACCAGAACAUGGCUCUACUUAUGGGUGGUGUUAACAUGAUUGUUUACGCUAUCUUUGCUACUACAUCUUGGUUCAUCAUCGAGCGUGUCGGUCGUCGCAAGUUAUUCCUUUACGGAUCCAUUGGACAGGGCUUGUCUAUGGUCCUCACAUUCGCUUGUCUUAUUCCUGGUACCACCUCCGCUGCCAAGGGUGCGGCUGUGGGUCUUUUCACUUACAUUGCAUCCUUUGGAGCGACUUGGCUUCCUCUUCCGUGGUUGUACCCCGCUGAAAUCAACCCCAUCAAGACCCGUGCGAAGGCCAAUGCCGUCUCAACCUGCACAAACUGGCUCUUUAACUUCCUUAUUGUCAUGGUUACACCUGUUAUGAUUGCCAACAUCGGCUGGGGUACUUACCUAUUCUUCGCCGUUGUCAACGGUUGCUUCAUUCCUAUCAUCUGGUUCUUCUACCCUGAGACUGCUCGACGAUCACUGGAGGAAAUUGAUAUUAUCUUUGCCAAGGGAUUCGUUGAGAACAAGUCUUACGUUCGUGCUGCCGAGGAGCUACCGCUACUUACCCCCGAACAGGUCGAGCAGGAAGCGCUCAAGUACGGUCUUAUCGACACUGCUGCCAGAGGCGCGGCUCGUGCUGCCGGCCCUGCUGGCGUCAACCACGAGAAGGCACUUAGCGAGAAGAGCGAGGAGGAAUCUGGAAGCCACGAAGAGGUUGAGAACUAGAGUCUUGAUUGACUUUCCUAUAGCGUUUUAGAUGCGCUAUCCUUAAUACAGCCGACCGUGGCAAGACGUUUGGCUUUUUCACUAUGAUACCACUAUUAGGGGGAGGGUUCAGGGCAUUAGAGGUGGGAUGGAAUGUCCUCUGGUUAACCGAUUUGAUCGUAGAUUGGUUGCUCUACAUAGAACUGGGUUUGGGCAGGCCAAUAUUUCUCAUAGACCUAGAUAAUUCGGCGGUUUAGAGGUACGGGAUUCUCGCCGCAACUGUAACGAGGUAAUCUUCACAAUCAAUGCAACCGUUACAACAUAUUACAUAUACGCAUUCAAUUGUUACGCGAAAUGUAGACAGUGGAUGUUAUACUACGUGAAAGAAAC